Molecule: messenger RNA, 1492 nt
Organism: Felis catus (domestic cat)
Lineage: Eukaryota; Metazoa; Chordata; Mammalia; Carnivora; Felidae
Gene: MRPS30
Product: mitochondrial ribosomal protein S30
Exons: 5
Coding region: 107-1414 (435 amino acids)
Biological process (GO): translation
Cellular component (GO): mitochondrion; ribosome; mitochondrial large ribosomal subunit
Molecular function (GO): structural constituent of ribosome
Source: RefSeq, a predicted model, not a curated record
UGAGAAACGGCCUCCUUCUCAAAUUCCGCUUUCCAUUGGUCCUUACGGCAAAGAGGGCAGGGACAUUUGCUGAAAUUAACCUCUGGGUCGCAAACCCCGAGCAAAGAUGGCGGCGGCCAGGUGUUGCAGGCUAGCCCUCCGCGGGUCGCGGCUGUCAUUGCACACUGCGGCCGAGGCCGCUGUCGCGGCUCCAGAAGUGACCGGCGCAGUUGUCGCGGCGGCCCCCGUCGCGCGCUACCCGCCGAUUGUGGCGUCUCUGACUGCCAAAAGCAAGGCGGCACGGCAGCGGCGAGUGGAGCGGUGGCAGGCGACGGUGCACGCGGCCGAGUCGGUGGACGAGAAGCUGCGAAUCCUCACCAAGAUGCAGUUCAUGAAGUACGUGGUUUAUCCGCAGACCUUCGCCCUGAACGCUGACCGCUGGUAUCAGGGCUUCACCAAGACAGUGUUCCUGUCGGGACUGCCGCCGCCGCCGCCCGCCGAGCCCGCCGAGCCAUCGCCCACCCUGGACCUGGAGGCCCUGCGCGCCGCCGCGUGUGACUGCCUCCUGCAGGAGCAUUUCUACCUACGGCGCAAGCGGCGCGCGCCCCUCUACCAGGACCGCGAGGCCAACGCCUCGCCCUUCCUGGAUCAGCUGGUGGCGGCCCUCGUGGGCCUGCUCAGCGCACACAACCCUGCUCUGGCCACCGCCGCCCUCGAUUGUAAACGCCCAGUUCACUUUUACUGGUUGCGUGGUGAAGAAAUUAUUCCUAGUGGUCAUCGGAAAGGUCGAGUUGAUGCUCUGCGAUACCAAAUAAAUGAUAAACCACACAACCAGAUUCGAAUGUCCAAACAACUCCCAGAGUUUGUGCCGCUGGAUUAUUAUGUACCUGUCGAAAUCCCUGUGAUGAAUUGUAAGCCAGACAAACUUCCAUUAUUCAAACGACAAUAUGAAAAUACCAUAUUUAUUGGCUCAAAGACAGCAGAUCCAUACUGUUAUGGUCAUACCCAGUUUCAUCUGUUACCUGACAAAUUAAAAAGGGAAAGGCUUUUGAAACAAAACUGUGCUGAUCAGAUAGAAGUUGUUUUUAGAGCCAAUGCUAUCGCAAGCCUUUUUGCUUGGACUGGAGCACAAGCUAUGUAUCAAGGAUUCUGGAGUGAAGCAGAUGUUACUCGACCUUUUGUCUCUCAGGGAGUGAUCACAGAUGGAAAAUACUUUUCCUUUUUCUGCUACCAGUUAAAUACUUUGGCACUGACUACACAAGCUGAUCAAAAUAACCCUCGUAAAAAUAUAUGUUGGGGAACACAAAGUAAGCCUCUUUAUGAAACCAUCGAAGAUAAUAAUGUGAAAGGUUUUAAUGAUGAUGUCCUACUUCAGAUAGUUCACUUUCUACUGAACAGACCAAAAGAAGAUAAAUCACAGCUGUUGGAAAACUAAGAAGAAAUCAUUGAUUCAGGACUUUGGGGAUACUUAAAUUUCACUGGAGGAAAAAUAAAAGGAAUUUUAAUGACGAGA